Molecule: messenger RNA, 1359 nt
Organism: Aspergillus brunneoviolaceus CBS 621.78
Lineage: Eukaryota; Fungi; Ascomycota; Eurotiomycetes; Eurotiales; Aspergillaceae
Product: putative amino acid transporter
Exons: 7
Coding region: 1-1359 (452 amino acids)
Biological process (GO): amino acid transmembrane transport
Cellular component (GO): vacuolar membrane
Molecular function (GO): amino acid transmembrane transporter activity
Source: RefSeq, a predicted model, not a curated record
AUGGCGACCCCGGCCCACGGCGAAGAGAUCAAGAAGAAUGAUCUUCCUCCCUACGAUCUUGAGGACUUGAAGGCGGUCGAUGAGGGGAAGGAGCCCGAUGCAUUUGGGGACGAGGCCAAUGCGGAGGUCAAGUACAAGACGCUCAAGUGGUGGCAAUGUGGAAUGUUCAUGAUCGCCGAGUCCGUCUCGCUGGGUGUUUUGUCCCUGCCCGCGACGCUGACUGCGCUGGGCCUGGUGCCCGCGAUCAUCCUCAUCAUCGGACUCGGUAUUCUUGCGCUCUACACCGGCUAUGUCAUCGGCCAAUUCCGCGAACGCCAUCCCUCGAUCCACAACUUGGCUGAUGCGGGUGAGAUCCUCAUGGGUCGGUUCGGUCGCGAGCUCUUCGGUCUCGGUCAGAUCCUGUUCUCGAUCUUCAUCAUGGGCAGUCACAUUGUCACUUUCACUGUAAUGAUGAACACGAUUACCGACCACGGUACCUGCUCGAUGGUGUUCAGUGUUGUGGCUUUCGUGAUCUGUCUGGUUUUGUCGCUGCCCCGGACUAUCAAGAACUUGACCUACAUUUCUUGCGCUUCUUUCCUGAGUAUCUUCACUGCGGUCAUGAUCACCAUGAUUGGUGUGGGUGUGCAGUACAAAGGAGGCCAGAACAUCAGUGUCACCACCGAUACGAACUUGUACCACGCGUUCAACGGCGUCACGCAGAUCGUGUUCGCUUACUGCGCCCACGUGGCCUUCUUUGGUCUGAUUGCCGAAAUGGAGGAGCCGAAGGACUUCCCCAAGGCCUUGUGUCUGCUUCAGGGUUUCGAAAUCGCUCUCUACAUCACCGCAGCCAUUGUCAUCUACUACUUCGUCGGUAACGGGGUUGACUCGCCGGCUCUUGGCUCCGCUGGUCCGGUGUUGAAGAAGGUUGCUUAUGGCGUUGCCAUCCCGACGAUUGUCGGAGCUGGUGUUGUGAACGGUCACGUUGGCUUGAAAUAUAUCUACGUGCGCAUCUUCCGUCACUCCGACCGCAUGGGCAAGCGUGACUUUGUCGCCGUUGGUUCCUGGAUUGGCAUUGGCGUCACCUGCUGGGUCAUCGCCUGGAUCAUCGCCGAGGGUAUCCCUUCCUUCAGCAACAUCGUCAGCUUGAUCAGUUCCUUGUUUGCCAGUUGGUUCACCUACGGACUUUCGGGUGUGUACUGGUUGCAUAUGAACUGGGGCCAGUGGUGGUCUUCUCCGCGCAAGAUCGCGUUGACCAUCAUCAACAUGCUGAUCUUCUGCAUUGGUGCCAUCAUUUGCGGUCUGGGAUUGUAUGUCUCCGGCAAGGCCAUCCACGACGAUUCGUCCAAGUCGAGCUUCUCCUGUGCCAGCAAUGCGAUCUAG